AUGCCCCCCUCUCAGGAUCUGCCGAACAUUCUCCGUGGUCCAGGUGAUUAUGAGGUUACAACUCGCUUGCACAACGAUACCUACCCUGAGAUUGACCCUUGUCAAUUGAAUCUCAAGGGCAAAAGUGUAUUCAUCACUGGGGGAUCACGCGGGAUUGGCUGGUCCAUGGCACUGUCCUUUGCCAAGGCUGGUAUAUCUAGAAUUGCCGUUGGGGCACGUUCACCAUUGGACGGCCUGGAGAAAGCGAUUGCGGAAGCUUGUUUGAACUCAGCAGAAUUUCUGCCCGUAAGAUUGGACGUCACAGAUGAAGCUAGCGUUGCUGCAGCAGCGGCAGAGGUGGAACAAAAGUUCGGCAAGCUCAAUUUUCUGGUCAACAAUGCCGGAAUAUUAGGAAAGUAUGGUCUCAUUGCCGACUCGAAUCCCGACGAAUGGUGGAAUGUGUUGAAUGUCAACCUCCGAGGCCCUUAUCUGGUUACACGCGCUUUUUUACCCCUUCUUCUCAAGGCCGGUGAAGAGGAGAAGUACAUCGUGAAUGUUUGCAGCGUGGGUGCCCAUCUGACCAAUCCGACAUUGAGUAGCUAUCAGGUGGCAAAGAAUGCUGUGCUGAAGCUCACGGCAUUGACAAAUGCGGAAUAUGGCCCUGAAGUUAUCACGUUCGCUAUUCACCCUGGAAAUAUUCCGACAGAUAUCAUGGGAGGGCCAGAUGCGAUUCCACCGCAUCACAAGCAUGUCUUUGUUGAAACACCGGAGCUCAGUGGAGAUUCUGUGGCAUUCUUGGUGUCUGAGAAGCGGGAAUGGCUUGGGGGCAGAUACAUCAAUUGCACCUGGGAUUUGCCGGAACUGAUUUCGAAAGAGGCUGAAAUUGUGCGAGGAGACAAGUUGAAGACCAAAUUCGACUUUGUCAUUGGCAUCUAA
Messenger RNA from Penicillium manginii, 915 nucleotides. Its product is annotated as SDR family NAD(P)-dependent oxidoreductase. Lineage: Eukaryota; Fungi; Ascomycota; Eurotiomycetes; Eurotiales; Aspergillaceae. The transcript is spliced from 3 exons. The record is from RefSeq and is a predicted model, not a curated record. Bases 1 to 915 code for a protein of 304 amino acids. Gene Ontology annotation, molecular function: oxidoreductase activity, acting on the CH-OH group of donors, NAD or NADP as acceptor.